CGGAUCAAGAGUAGAGAGAGAGAGAGAGAGAGAGACGCACAGACGCAGCCAACUCUUGUCUAGUACAGUACACCAGUCUACAAGUCAAGCGCUCACUGUCUCCUGAUCAAACACCACGCACUUCGCUCUCACCGCCCGAUGGAGGCCGAGGUCGGCCUGAUGAACCGCCAGAUCAUGGAUGCGGUCGACCACAACUGCAACAGCAUGCCCGCCGAGCUGGAGGUGAAGAAGCUCCAGGCGCUGGUCCGGAGUCUGGAGCUUCAGAAUCAGCAGCUGAGGAGCCGGCAGAACCGCACUCUGUCCCCGGUCCCCGCGUCCAGCAAACUCGAACACAGGGAGAACAACAACCAUAACAUCAACAACAAGAACACCCCCUCGGGUGUGCUGGCGUAUUUCCAAGCGUAUUUCUCCGAAAAGCAGGCCGGAGGUGGGGAGACCACCACGGUGAUGGACGACGUGGAGGAGCUGGACCUGGAGGCCAUGUUCUCCUCCAGGGAUUCGGACGACGAGACCUGGCUGUACGUGUCAUCCCGGGCAGCCAUGUGUGCGGACAGCCCCCCCCUGUCUCCUCUGACGUGGUGCAGGAAGGUUCUGGACAGCCCCCGGUCUGAGGGGCCCACGAGGACCCCGUCCCUGAACCUGCAACGAGGCUGGAACUCGGCGAGUUUCGACGACGACGAGAGGGAUGUCGUCGCCACGAGUUACAAGCUCAAUGACCUCACAGAUGUACAGGUCAUGGCCCGGCUGCAGGAGGAGAGUCUGCGUCAGGACUACGCCAGCACGGCCCCUCGUCGGGAGAGGGGGCCCAGCCUCUCGCGCCGGACCCCCCGUCCCACGGAGGAGGACUGCGGGCCCCUUACCCCUCCCCAGCUCGCUCCCUCCAGCCUCCCCCGGCCACACACGUUCUCCAGCGCACGGGACUGGCACCGCAGCAGCGUGUCGCUGUACACACCCCCGGCUACCCCCCCAACUUCCCCCGUCCAAACGUACGCUUCCAGGGCCUUCUUCGCCUCCCCCCCUCCACGGGCGGGCACCGCCGGCCCCAGCGCUGCCCAGCCGCAGGCCCCCAGACCCGGAUCAGUAGACAAGCUGCGCCGAAGCAUGCCCAACCUGGUGCGGGCUCCCAGCAUGCCGAGCGUGCACAUCUCGGCCAAUCAGGCGGCGCCCCUCUCCCUGCUGCGUAACAGCCUGAGCUUUGAUUCGUCGUCGGCUCAGUUUCACUCCUCCAUCCAGCUGCAGAGCCGCGUCCACAGCGUGGGAAGCUUCUCCACGCCGUCGCCGACUCAACCGCCAAAGGCCACCGCCUACGUCAGCCCCAUCAUCAAGGGCUCGGUUUCUGUGCCGACAGGCAUCCCGUCGCUCGGCAACAAGACCCCCACCCAGCCCCCCACGCCCCGUAGCAGAGGCCUGCCGCGCCCGGCCUCAAGCUCCGCCCCCCGGAUCUCCCAGUUGCCACGAAGUUUGUUGACACCCCCCAAGACUAUGACCCAGCUGACCCCCCUGCGGCACGCCAGCUGGAACGACGGCUGCUACUGACCCAACAGGAAGCUUACCCCCCCCCCCCAACCCGCCACCAACACUCCCACUUCCUUCCCUUCUGGCCAAUCAGCACUAUCAGGUACCCUGCGUGUAGAAAGGACUUUCCGAGAUUUAAAAAAGGACGCCCGAGAUCCGCACAAUAUCGGGGAGAGAGUUUAAAAACUGCGGUAAAAGUGUUUUAUCUUUAAAAGUAUUGCAGCGGGAAACUGCCCGCUACUUCCGUGAGCUUUAGGACUUUCCUUCACAGACUCUGUGAGGUUCAGAGUGGCCAACGGUCGGUUGUGUUUUAAGAGUUUGAUAAUGCCUCCAAUGAGGACGACCAAGUGCAAUAACGCGGCUAACUGACUAUGCUAAUGAUAGUUUUAACCGACGCGCCUCACGUUUUUAUUAGGAUAUUGAAUAUGAUUCAGGUGUGUGUUUUGUGUGAGUGUGUGAGGUGUGUUAGCGGUGGUCGGAAAUACCACUGCUAAAGGCUGCUAUGCUGCUACAACGAUAAUGUCCUUGCUUUUCAGGCAAAAGUGUGUGUGUGUGUGAGUAUUUAAAUGCAAUAUUAUUUAAACUGCCUGGAUGUGUUUGUAAAGUGAUUCAACCGUCCUAAAAGUUUCCAAUUUAAUAACAGAUUUAUGUAUUUUUGCGCACUUUAUAGUUGUAUUCCUGCUAUGACCACUGCACUGAUUGUUACUCUAUGAUUUCUUUCUUUUUCCACCACUAAGUAUGUUGAAUGCACUAAUUGACCCCCUGUCCUAACGAUGCACUUUGUUUUAUAAUCCACCUUUCACACUACCUUGAUACUUUUGUAACUACGUCAAUGAUUGAGGGCAAAGUUUUAAUAAAGCAUUGAAUUACUCUACUGUUA
Molecule: messenger RNA, 2395 nt
Organism: Gadus morhua (Atlantic cod)
Lineage: Eukaryota; Metazoa; Chordata; Actinopteri; Gadiformes; Gadidae
Product: SLAIN motif-containing protein 1
Exons: 7
Coding region: 139-1536 (465 amino acids)
Biological process (GO): microtubule nucleation; positive regulation of microtubule polymerization; cytoplasmic microtubule organization
Cellular component (GO): microtubule plus-end
Source: RefSeq, a predicted model, not a curated record